AGCUGGCUGCUGAGUGCCUCAAAUGGUCGGGGGGCUCAGCUGAUGUCUUCCAGCGGAGUUGUUUUGAACUGCAGAGGAGGCGAGCAGUGCGGGGGGCACAGGGGGACAUGACACCAUGACAGACGCUCAUAUCCCCUGGACGGUGGUGCUGGGGCUCACCGCGACCGUCACGGGGCUGUGCUUGCUGCUCUUCCUCUACGUCUAUGGGCAUCUCUGGCUGCUACUGCGCUACAGGCAGAAGAGGUUCAGUUAUCAGAGCGCCGUGCUCUUCCUGUGCCUGCUCUGGGCUGGCUGCAGGACCGUCCUCUUCUCCUUCUACCUGACCAACUGUGCCCAGGACAAUGAAGUCUACCCAUUCCCGCACUGGCUGCUCUACUACGCCCCCAUCUGCCUGCAGUUCUUCACCCUCUGUCUGCUCCACCUUUACUUCUCCCAGGUUCUCCUUAAAGCUUGCUGCACUCCAGAGUUCAACAGAUAUAAGAUGCCGUUGCAAUUUUCAUUUUUUAUGCUCAGCCUCGCCUUCCUGAUAGUGAACUUGUUAUGCAUCUUCAUCGGCAAUGGUACAGACGACCAGCGUAGAUGGAUCCCCGUGACUCGGGUCACAUUCAGCAACGGUCUCUUUGCAGCUUGUUCCAUCUCGCUGGCCAGCAACACCUACAAGAUUGCUAAUAUGACCCCUGCUCAUGUCUACCUAGAGUCUAAGGGCACCUCAGGAAACCAAGCGGUCAUGACUGGCUCAUUGAUCAGCACACUGUAUAUAUUGAGGGCCAUGUACAACCUGGUGGUGUUUUUCAGCCAAUCUGACAGCAAGCCGACCCCCUUCAGUUAUGGCUGGAAUGGCGUAUCUGAUCAUGCUUUUACAGAAAAAAACGAUAUGGAAUAUAUGAUCUUUACAUUGAUUCUCCUUUUCUGCGAGUUCCUGCCAAUGUGUCUCAUGACUUAUUUCUUCCGUGCUAAAAAAACAAGUCCGAACUUGGAAGCAGCCGGAAUGGUAAAUAGUCACAGCUUUGGGUCCAGAGCAUACUUUUUUGACAAUCCUAGAAGAUAUGACAGUGAUGAAGACUUGCCCAGACUGGCAGGUGCCAGAGGAGAGCGAGGAAGCUUGCCGUCUACCCCAAGAACCUCUGGAUGGUACGGAACCAUAUGUCCAACCAGUGGCUGUGCCCUGGCCCCACCUCUACUGAGCGAGCCAUUAUCGGGGACUCCUGUUCUCUUCACAUUUGGAGCGAACGCAUUAGCGUGACCCUACUGACUGAACAAUGCACCCGCACCUUUUGCAGCUGUUCCUUGGUGUGACACAGUAAGCUGUGUCCAAUAGCUUUUGUUUACGUUUUGAGGUAACGCUGCAUUUGCAUACAUUCCUAUAAUUUUUUUUUUUUUCCCCCCAACACUGCAGAGGUUGAUUGGAUGCCAAUGUCCUUUUAAGACUUGCCAAGAUACUAAAGAGGUUUCAGGAUUGGCAUGGCAACUGGCAGCAAACCUAAGGAAAUUGUGUAUUGGUGCAUCCUUUUUUUGCACAACGCGUUUCAUGUGUAAAGACAAAUUUUCUAUCAAAUCCUGACUCUUGAAGAAAAGUUUGCAUUAAACCGCCCUUGAAGAUGAAA
Rana temporaria (common frog) is the source of this 1604-nucleotide messenger RNA. It is a transcript of the gene GPR137C, whose product is annotated as G protein-coupled receptor 137C. The record is from RefSeq and is a predicted model, not a curated record. The transcript is spliced from 7 exons. Lineage: Eukaryota; Metazoa; Chordata; Amphibia; Anura; Ranidae. Gene Ontology annotation, biological process: positive regulation of TORC1 signaling. Gene Ontology annotation, cellular component: lysosomal membrane. Bases 116 to 1243 code for a protein of 375 amino acids.